Molecule: messenger RNA, 1215 nt
Organism: Penicillium verrucosum
Lineage: Eukaryota; Fungi; Ascomycota; Eurotiomycetes; Eurotiales; Aspergillaceae
Product: lactonase family protein
Exons: 2
Coding region: 1-1215 (404 amino acids)
Molecular function (GO): 6-phosphogluconolactonase activity; protein binding
Source: RefSeq, a predicted model, not a curated record
AUGCACCUUCAAACCCUCCUUCCAAUCCUAUCCGCCAUAGGAACAACAUCAGCAGCCCACCUCUGGGCAACCCACUACAAUGGCAAUGUCUAUAGCCUAACGCUGAAAAACAAUGACCUUUCCCUAUCACAAACCCUCAACACCUGCGGGGAUAUGCCAAGUUGGCUUACCCUAGAUGCGCACACCCGCACCGUCUACUGCUCCGACGAGAAUGGCACGGCCGAUGCUUCCACGCACGGCUCACUGACGGCCUUGCAUGUCAAACCAGACGGCACACUGCGCGAAGGCGCUGUCGCAAAGACUGUCGGUGGCGGCGUGAAUAGUGUGAUUUAUGAGUCGGAUGCCGGAAAGGAGUUCAUCGCAAUUGCGCAUUACCAAGGAUCGGCCAUUUCAACCUUCGCCCUACCCAUCAAACAAAACCAACCAGCCCUGCAAGCCUUCCAUUUCAACUUGACCAGGCCGGGCAAAGUUGCCCAGCAGGACUCCCCACACCCGCACCAAGUCUUCCUCGACCCGACCGGCUCGUUCAUCCUCAGUCCGGACCUGGGCGCGGAUUUGUUGCGCGUGUACGCGAUCCAAGAUGGCCCGUCGGGAAAGCUCUCAGAGUGUCCGAGCCUGAACAUUACCUACGGUAGCGGCCCACGGCACGGUGUUUUCUGGACAGAUGACACUAACCGGUCGGCUGGGGCUGGGUCGACGCAUUCGCGGAAGGCCGGGGCUGUCGGCGAGACGAUGUUGUAUCUGGCUAACGAGAUCGGGGGUACGAUAAUGGUGUUUGAUGUUUCUUAUUCGAGGUCUGGCUGUUUGUCUUUCGAGAAGACGCAAACGCUUGUGCCGUAUCCCGGGGGUGUUAUGCCUGAGGGUGCGACACCGGCUGAGAUUAGUAGGAUCGGGAAUGAGUUUUAUGUUUCGAUUCGGACUGAUCAGGGGUUCAAGCCCAAUGAUUCCAUCGUUGUGCUUGAUCGGUCGCCGGUAGAUGGAUCGGUGGAGUUGCGAGACUCGUCUUCCGCAUUUGGGAAGGUGCCGCGGACUUUUGUGAUUAAUCGGGCCGGGGAUCUGGUUGCCAUUGGGAAUCAGGCAUCUGCGACGGUGGCGAUUGUGCGUCGGGAUCCGGAGACUGGGAAUCUGGGUGAGGAGGUUGCUUCUCUACAAGUUGGUGAGCCCGGGAAGGUGGGGACUGCAGAGGGUCUCAGCAGUGUCAUCUGGGAUGAGUGA